This is a messenger RNA of Lottia gigantea (owl limpet), 423 nucleotides long. RefSeq lists its product as hypothetical. Lineage: Eukaryota; Metazoa; Mollusca; Gastropoda; Lottiidae. The record is from RefSeq and is a predicted model, not a curated record. The transcript has 6 exons. Bases 1 to 423 code for a protein of 140 amino acids.
AUGCCCAGUUUGAGGUGUAAACAGAUCGAACUUCACUACAUGGAAUUAAAGUGCUUAUGGUGUGGCACAGAAGUUUGCAAGGUUAGAAAGGGUAAAUCGUGUGGUAAUUUACCUUCCCGCCAUAGCACUGCCACGAUAGGAGUGUUCUGGUGUCAUGGCCUGGUUCCAAGAACAAAGGAGCUGGUCUUUAGCUUCAACAGGACAUUACAUUUGGAGGUCAAUAAGGUUAUGGUGGAGCACAAAUGUCCUAAAGGCGACUCUUGGAACGAAGCCAGGUUAGAAAGGGUAAAUCGUCUGACCUCCUAUUCACAGAUGAAGAGGAACAGAAGAAGAACAGAUGAAGCGGCGCCUACAGAACAGAUGAAGAACAGAAAGAAGUAUGAAGAACAAGUGAAGAAUGCUGAAGAAAAGAUCAACAGAUGA